GGAGAGCACCGUAAUAUUGGCAACACUGCUUCCGGCGUUCUGUCUUUUCGUUUUCAACCUCAAAAUGACUGGCAUCACGGGCAAACGAAUCAUAAUCGACGGCCGCAACCAUUUGGUUGGGCGUCUUGCCUCAAUUGUGGCAAAGUAUCUGCUGCAGGGUGGAAAAGUCGUCGUUGUCCGAUGUGAAGAACUCAAUCAAUCCGGACACUUCUACAGAAAUAAGGUUAAAUACCUAUCAUAUUUGCGUAAGCGCUGCAAUGUGAACCCAGCUCGUGGUCCAUACCACUUUAGAGCUCCUUCAAGGAUGUUCUACAAGGCCGUUAGAGGAAUGGUGCCACACAAGAUCAAGCGUGGACAGCAGGCUCUGAAGCGUCUUAAGGUGUUCGAGGGCAUCCCGCCAGCCUACAGCAAGAAGAAGACUGUAUGCGUGCCGAUUGCCAUGAGGAUUCUCUGCCUGCGAUCUGAUCGCAAAUACUGCAGCCUGGGCCGUCUGGCUCAUGAAGUGGGAUGGCAGUAUUUGGAUGUGAUCAAGAAUCUGGAGGCCAAGAGGAAGGCAAAGGCACUGGUGGCCAAUGUGCAGAAGAGGAAACUGCAAAAGUUGACACUCAAGGCUCGCGAAGUCAUCGCCCCAAGAGCUGCCCAACACAAUGAAGUCAUCAAGUCCUAUGGUUACAAUUAAGCAAACAAAAAAAAUCCUGCGACAUUUGAUGAAUAAACAAAAAAAAAAACAAAAACGAA
Molecule: messenger RNA, 738 nt
Organism: Phlebotomus papatasi
Lineage: Eukaryota; Metazoa; Arthropoda; Insecta; Diptera; Psychodidae
Gene: RpL13A
Product: 60S ribosomal protein L13a
Exons: 4
Coding region: 65-679 (204 amino acids)
Biological process (GO): negative regulation of translation; translation
Cellular component (GO): ribosome; cytosolic large ribosomal subunit
Molecular function (GO): mRNA binding; structural constituent of ribosome
Source: RefSeq, a predicted model, not a curated record